GCAUCUCGUCCCGCCCUGCACCGGACCCUGCCGGGCGUCUUGGCCCUGCACUGAUUCUGCCCAUCCCCGCGGCUGCUGUAGGAAAAGUCUGCAGAGACCAGAACCCCCAGGCCCAAGCCGCUCCCGGGAGGAAACAUGGCCGCCCUGACUACGGUCGUGGCGGCUGCGGCGGCCACAGCGGUAGCUGGGGCGGUGGCGGGGGCGGGCGCGGCCACAGGGACCAGCGUGGGAGCGGCGCCCGCGCCGCAACAGAAUGAUGGCUGUUUUAGUACUUCAGGUGGAAUUCGUCCUUUUCAACUUCAAAACUGGAAGCAGAAAGUUAGUCGAACUAAGAAAGCAGAAUUCAUACGCACAGCAGAAAAAUUAAAAAACCAAGUUAUUAUCAUAGAAAAAGAUAAGCACAGUCAUUUCUACAACCAAAGAAGUGACUUCAGAAUUGAGCAUAGUAUGCUGGAAGAAUUGGAAAAUAAAUUGAUUAACAGCAGGAAAACAGAAAGAGCAAAAAUCCAGCAACAGUUGGCCAAAAUACAUAACAAUGUAAAGAAACUCCAGUAUCAGUUAAAAGAUGUGAAGCCUACACCUGAUUUUGUUGAAAAGCUCAGAGAAAUGAUGGAAGAAAUUGAAAAUGCAAUUAACACUUUUAAAGAAGAACAGAGGCUUAUAUAUGAAGAGCUUAUUAAAGAAGAGAAAACAACGAAUAAUGAGUUGAAUGCCAUAUCAAGAAAAAUUGACAUAUGGGCUUUGGGUAAUUCAGAAACAGAGAAAGCUUUCAGAGCAAUCUCAAGCAAAGUUCCUAUAGACAAAGUGAUACCAAGUAGUCUUCCAGAAGAAGUGGUAGAUUUUGAAAAAUUCCUUCAGCAAACAGGAGGGCGACAAGGGGGCUGGGAUGAUUAUGACCACCAGAACUUUGUAAAGGUGAGAAACAAACAUAAAGGGAAACCAGCAUUUGUGGAAGAAGUUCUUGAAUACCUUCCAGGAAGAACACAGGAUGAAGUUCAACAGCAUGAGAAAUGGUAUCAAAAAUUUCUGGCUUUAGAAGAAAGAAAAAAAGAGUCUAUUCAGAAUUGGAAAAGUAAAAAGCAGCAAAAAAAGGAGAAAAUUUUCAAGUUAAAAGAAAAGGCAGACAACAUACCUAUGCUCUUUCAUAAUAAACUAGAAGAUAAUCAAAAGCAAAAAGAAGAACAAAGAAAGAGACAGAAAUUGGCAGUUGAAGCUUGGAAAAAACAGAAAAAUAUAGAAAUGUCAAUGAAAUAUGCUUCCCAGUUAAAAGAAGAGGAAGAGAAGGAGAAAAAGCAGCAGAAAGAGCGUCAACGCCAGUUUAAACUAAAAUUACUUCUAGAAAGUUAUACCCAGCAGAAGAAAGAACAGGAAGAAUUUUUGAAGCUUGAAAAGGAGAUGAGAGAAAAGGCAGAAAAGGCAGAAAAAAGGAAAACUGCUGCUGAUGAAAUUUCCAGGUUUCAAGAAAGAGAUUUACAUAAACUUGAAUUGAAAAUUCUAGACAGACAGGCAAAGGAAGAAGAAAAGGCAGAAAAACAAAGAAGAGUGGCAAAAUUAAAAGAAAAGGUUGAAAAUAAUGUUAGUAGAGAUCCCUCUAGGCUUUACAAACCUACCAAAGGUUGGAAAGAACGAAUCAAGAAGACAGAACCAACAGGCUCUGGACCUCUUCUACAUAUCCCACAUAGGGCUAUUCCAACCUGGAGACAAGGAAUAUAGAAAAUGUCAGAUAACUGAAUUGCUAUUCAUUUUUUGAGAAUGUUAACAUAUUCAGUUAUACUAAGAGAGUAACUAACCAUAUUCUUUAAAUAUCACUAGCUUAUUAGCCAGGUUAAUUAUUGUGCUGUAGGUGAAUUGAGAGGUAUUUUUAAGUUUCAUGCACCAUUGUCAUUAGUAUUUCCUGCUUCUACUAAGAGGAUAUUUAAAGUGUAUGUUGGCCUAUUAUUGAUGUUAAAGUUAUUUAAAUAACUUGUUCAAACUUUAUUCCAUUUAAAUACUGAAAAUAUUUCAAAUAUAUUUUGUUUUUUUGUCAUGUGUAGCAAAAUAAAUUGAGAUAGUCAUAGAAAGACAUUUUUUAAACCAAAAUUUUGUAACUUUUAUAACUUUGAAGUAAGUUAGCUAGAGUAACAAAAAUGUAAAGUGUCUUUUUUUAAGAGUUAUGAAAUACCUUAAUAUUUUUUCUAAGUUUAACAAAUUGGUAGUUUGUCAGUUAUUACAUUUUUGUGUAAUAAACAUUUUGUAUUUGUUUGGAGCAUGCUUUGUUUUAUAAAGAGAAUACUUUAAAAAUAUACCUUGCACCUCAUAUUCCCUAUUAAUUGUAUUAUUGCUAUCAUCCUUUUGGUUUCCUUCAGCUAUUCCCAAUUGCCCUUCAGUCUUUCUGAACUUCAUACAUUUAUAAAAUCUUUGUGUCUUUCACAUCUUACUGGUUAAUGCAGUUUUUAUUGUCUGCUCUGUUUGCCUUACAAUAGAAAAAUUCUUUGUUCUGAAACAUCAUCUGAAAUGAGCUAGCUUUAAAAUACUUGUUUUUCUUAGG
Sciurus carolinensis (gray squirrel) is the source of this 2527-nucleotide messenger RNA. RefSeq names its product coiled-coil domain containing 112 (gene Ccdc112). Lineage: Eukaryota; Metazoa; Chordata; Mammalia; Rodentia; Sciuridae. The record is from RefSeq and is a predicted model, not a curated record. The transcript has 10 exons. The coding region runs from base 136 to 1713 and encodes 525 amino acids.